AUGAGGGAAUUCAGAAGAUACAACAAUGACGGACAUCACCAGAGAAAACAUCAUUACCAUAGAUCGUAUGACAACUAUAACAAUACUCACAACGAUAAAUAUAAAACAAAUACUCACUAUAACAGAAUAAACAAAUAUGGCAGAAGAAACACCUAUCAUAACUAUGAAGAAAGGAAUCAACAAGUGCACGUGAAAAUUUCAAACCUGGACUACACUAUCUCUAAGAAUGACCUAAUGGAACUUUUCAGCAACGUGUGCAACGUUGUAAAUGCAUGGAUAAAUUACGACCACACGGAUAGAUCAGAUGGAACAGGUGUCUGCGUUUUCGAAAAUAUGAACGAUGCACAGAAGGCCAUAGACAAAUAUGAAGGGUCAGAAAUUGAAGGAAUGCCAAUAAAAAUGGAGAUAAUUCACAGAAAAAAUUAUGGAUACAGAAAAAAACAUAAAAGCAGAUGCCCAUGGUAG
Messenger RNA from Plasmodium gonderi, 465 nucleotides. RefSeq names its product RNA and export factor binding protein. Gene Ontology annotation, molecular function: mRNA binding. The transcript has 7 exons. Gene Ontology annotation, cellular component: nucleus. Gene Ontology annotation, biological process: mRNA export from nucleus. Lineage: Eukaryota; Apicomplexa; Aconoidasida; Haemosporida; Plasmodiidae. The record is from RefSeq and is a predicted model, not a curated record. Bases 1 to 465 code for a protein of 154 amino acids.